GCUUUGCUAAAAGUUUGUUUAUAACAAAGCUAAAACUUUUGAGUGAAGGUCUUGUAACAGAAGCUCAAGAAACAGAAAAUAUAGUUGGAGAUUUCUUUUCAUCAGAUGAUGACAAGGUAACUGAUGAAGUAAAGGCAGUGCUGAUUAAGGAGAAAUUGGAUGAGUACUACCAAAAUAUAAAGAAAGAGAGAAGUACAUAUACGACAUCCCUGAAGACAAAAUUUGUGGAAUCCUUAAUGAAUGAUCUUCUUGGUGCAAUGGAAAAUUGUGUGCUGGAUGUCAAGGAGUGUUUAAAUUGUAAAGAUCAAUUGAAGAAAAUUACAUCAGUUCAAAAUAAACUAAUGACUACAGUCUAUAAAUCUGAUGAAGCAUCUGAAGGAGCAAAACCUGUUGGAGAAAAUAAAGGGAAAAUAGUUUUGACUGUAAUCUUGCCUGAUGAAUCAAGGGAUCAUUUACGUAAGAUUUGGAAGAAUGAAAAGGAAUUCAUGAGUGCCCUUUCACCAUUGUUGGAAAGCUGUGACAUGGAACAUCCCACUGAUUCUUUCUUUCUUGAUAUGAUACCAGUUCCACCACCCAAAGUGAGGCCAGUUAAUUUUGUUGGCGGUAAGUUAGUUGAGCAUCCACAAACACAAGCUUACAAACUCAUUGUUCAAGACUGCAUAAUAAUCCAAAAUAUUACCAAGACAAUGCAAGAUGGGAACGCAAACAGCAUACCAGAAGAAGCAAAGAGCAUAAUAGAACAGAUUCAAGGGAAGACUCUUGAAGAGAAGUUAGUUCUAACGUGGCAGGGGCUGCAGGCUGAUGUGGAUCGCUUGAUGGAUAGUGGUAUGAACCGGUCUUCACAGAAGCUUCAGAAAGUUUGCCCAGGCAUCAAGCAGGUGAUAGAGAAGAAAGAAGGUGUUAUACGAAUGCACAUGAUGGGAAAGCGAGUUAACUUUGCCGCUCGUUCAGUUAUUACUCCAGAUCCAUGUCUGAACAUUGAAGAAAUUGGUAUUCCGGAAAUAUUUGCCAAAUCUUUAACAUAUCCUGUGCCUGUUUCUGAGUGGAAUGUGGCUGAUUUACGCAAGAUGGUUUUGAAUGGACCUGAUGUUUAUCCAGGAGCUGUAAUGGUAGAGAAUGAGGAUGGUAGCAGAACCAGAAUAUCCUCCACUGACCAAAUUCAACGAGGAAGUGUUGCAAAACGUCUCUUGACUCCUGGAGACACAUGUGAUGUAUCGAAAGGAAUGAAAAUAGUACAUAGACAUCUUUGUAGUGGAGAUGUGUUACUUUUGAACAGACAGCCCACUUUGCAUCGACCCAGCAUCAUGGCACACGUUGCACGCAUUCUGAAGGGAGAGAGAACGUUACGACUUCACUAUGCCAACUGCAAAGCAUACAAUGCUGAUUUUGAUGGUGAUGAAAUGAAUGCUCAUUUCCCUCAGAACGAACUGGCUCGCAGUGAAGCGUAUAAUCUGCUGAAUGUGAAGAACCAGUAUUUAGUGCCAAAAGAUGGUACACCACUGAGUGGUUUGAUUCAAGAUCAUGUUGUAGCAGGAGUACAUCUUUCAGUUCGAGGAAGAUUUUUUGCAAGGGAUGAGUAUCAGCAGCUUGUUUAUCAGGCACUGAGUCAUAAAGUGGGAAAGAUAAAACUGUUACCACCAGCAAUUCUGAAGCCAAUCCCCUGUUGGUCUGGGAAGCAGAUAAUUUCAACAGUGCUUGUUAAUAUUGUACCUGAUGGACAGUAUCCAAUUAAUCUUACAUCAACUGCCAAAAUUGCAGAUAAGGCAUGGAUAACUGAAGAACCUCGGAUAUGGAAGGGAGGAGGAACUGCAUUUGAUGAUCCAAAUACCAUGUCAGAAGCAGAAGUAAUUAUUCGAGAUGGAGAACUUUUAUGUGGUGUCCUGGAUAAAACCCAUUAUGGUGCUACCCCAUAUGGACUGGUGCAUUGCAUAAAUGAGUUACAUGGAGGCGCAUGUUCAAGCAUAUUGCUGACAGCAUUUUCGAAACUGUUCACUGCAUUUCUCCAGAGACACGGUUUCUCUCUUGGAGUUGAAGAUAUUUUGGUGGUAAAGGAUGCAGAGGAACGACGAGCGCGCUUCAUCACUCAUGCACGAAAAACUGGCAACAAGGCUGUGCGAUCUGCGUUUAAUCUUCCAAAAACAGCAACACAAAAUGAGAUGAAAGAAAAGAUGGAAGACAUAUACCAAAACAAAGACAAAGGAAGAGCCAUCAUUGACAGUUCAUACAAGAAUUGUCUUGACAGUAUCACCAACAAAAUAAACAAGGCUUGCAUUCCUACUGGUCUUCUGAAAAAAUUCCCGCACAACAACUUGCAGCUUAUGAUUCAGUCUGGGGCUAAAGGCUCCUCUGUAAAUGCCAUGCAGAUCUCUGGCUUGUUGGGCCAAAUAGAAUUGGAAGGCAGGCGACCACCACACAUGAUAUCUGGGAAGCCACUUCCAAGCUUCGCUAGAUAUGACACAGCUCCAAGAGCAGGAGGUUUUGUGGAUGGGCGAUUCAUGACUGGAAUAAAGCCACAGGAGUUUUAUUACCAUUGCAUGGCUGGCAGGGAGGGCUUGAUUGAUACAGCUGUGAAAACAAGCAGGAGUGGAUAUCUUCAACGAUGUUUGGUCAAACACUUGGAGGGUUUAGUGGUUUGCUAUGAUUUGUCUGUCAGGGACAGUGAUGGAAGUGUUGUUCAGUUCUGCUAUGGAGAGGAUGGAAGAGAUGUCAUGAAAGCCCAGUUUCUGAAGAAGAAGCAAAUCCCCUUCCUUGCAGAGAAUUGUAAAGCACUCAAGAAUUUCCCCGUAGAAAGUUUGCAAGAUGAUGAAACUUCAUCCUGCAUAACCAAGUGCAAGAAAAAGUGCCCUGAUCCUGUCACUACACAUUUUCAUGGUUACCGUGACUUUGGAGCUCUCACAGAGCAAUUGGAGCAGCUCAUGAAUGAUUAUUUAAAAACCCGGACUUCUGAAGUGAAGUCUGACUUUCGUGAUGUGAUGUACAUAAAAUCAAUGCAGUCUCAGUCACACCCUGGAGAACCUGUUGGUCUGCUGGCAGCCCAGUCUGUUGGGGAGCCAUCCACCCAAAUGACUCUCAACACAUUUCACUUUGCUGGACGAGGUGAGAUGAAUGUUACCCUUGGUAUACCUCGAUUGCGUGAACUGCUCAUGACUGCCUCAAGAAACAUCAAGACUCCUAAUAUGGACAUACCAUUUCUUCCAGAAGUACCACAUUUAGAGAACAGGGCUGAGCAGUUGAAACUGAAGCUUUGCAGAGUAACAGUUUCUGAUAUUUUGAAGCAUGUUGAUGUGACAGAUAAGCUUGAGACACAUCCGUCCAGGCUGCAGACCUACUGUAUACAUUUCCACUUUCUUCCACACGAGGCUUACAAGUCCAAGUUUUGCGUGACACCUUCAUAUGUUCUCCAUUAUGUUGAGACACAGUUUUUCAAGAACAUAUUUUAUGCUAUGAGAAAAAAAAUGAAAUUCAGAAGUUCUGUCAUUCAGUUUGCAACAAAGAAGUCAUCAAAAAAUGAAGAUGCUAAUGAUGAAGAUGCUGGUCCAGAAAAUGUGCUGGAAAAGCAGUCAGAUCUUGAUAUGGAGGACAGAGCUAGGAAGGCUGGUGUUGGAGAAGAACAUGAGAGCUCUGAUGAAGAGGUAGAGGGUGAAGAUGAUGAUGCUACCAUUGCUCGCAGCAGACAGAGGCACACAGAGAAUCAGGAAUAUGAGGAGCCAGAGGAGGAGGAAGAGGAUGAUUCUAAGUUUGAUAAAUUUCUAGAUGAGGGGAUGGAAGCAGAUGAGAAUGUGGAAGGAAGUGAUAAAUUGGAAGCUGAUAGUUUCCUGCAUGACACAGCUGAAGGUAAACAGGAGUCCAACAGUGAACAUCAUGAGCAUGGAGAUGAAGACAGUCAGAUGUUUGAGGCUGACAGUGACAUUCCGCUCCUUCAGGGGAUGCCUGUACAUGUGAAUGUCCUUAGUUAUGAGGCUAGGCGAAACAGAGUGAUUUCCUCAGUGCAGUUCAUAGUGGAUUAUGAUUAUGACACUGAACAAGAACUUUGGUGUAAAAUGAAGUUAGCACUGCCGUUGCAGUAUAAGCGACUUGAUUUAACAGAUCUGCUGAGAGAGGUGGCUGCCAAUUCAGUAGUCUGGGAAGUACCUUCUCUCAGAAGAGCUAUUACAUAUGUCAACCCAGAAACACAACAGCUCUCACUGAAGACAGAAGGCAUCAACUUUCAGGAAAUGUUUAAAUAUGACAAGCUUCUCAACCUUGACCAGAUAUACUCCAAUGAUAUUCAUAAAAUAGCUGACAUUUAUGGAAUUGAAGCUGCCAGGAAAGUCAUCGUGAAGGAAAUGCAGGAUGUAUUCAAAGUGUACGGCAUCAUAGUGGACCCGCGCCACCUUCUGCUCAUCGCCGACUACAUGACCUUCAGUGGAAAGUAUGAACCUUUCAGUCGGAAAACCAUUGAAGACAACGCAUCUCCUCUGCAGCAGAUGUCGUUUGAGUCUUCUGUUAAUUUUUUGAAGAUAGCAGUGACACGGGGUAAACGGGAUGACCUGGUGUCCCCUUCGAGUCGGCUAAUGGUUGGACAGCCCUUCAUUGGUGGAACGGGAAUGUUCUCACUUCUGCACAAGCUGUCGGUUUCCUGAGACAUAUCUGUUAAUCACUGUUUAGUCUUCAUUAUAAGACUAAUUUGAGCGUCCAUAUUACUCAUUUAAUUUCAUUGUUUUGUUUUUGACCAAAUUAUUUGUUUCUUUAAAGAACAACAUGACAUAGUGUUCUAUAUUCAGGAGCUGUUUAAUUAAAAU
This is a messenger RNA of Cryptotermes secundus, 4781 nucleotides long. RefSeq names its product DNA-directed RNA polymerase I subunit RPA1 (gene RpI1). Gene Ontology annotation, molecular function: DNA-directed RNA polymerase activity; DNA binding. Gene Ontology annotation, cellular component: RNA polymerase I complex. Lineage: Eukaryota; Metazoa; Arthropoda; Insecta; Blattodea; Kalotermitidae. Gene Ontology annotation, biological process: DNA-templated transcription. The record is from RefSeq and is a predicted model, not a curated record.